This is a messenger RNA of Ostertagia ostertagi, 501 nucleotides long. The record is from the annotation of a GenBank genome assembly. Lineage: Eukaryota; Metazoa; Nematoda; Chromadorea; Rhabditida; Trichostrongylidae.
AUGCGAAGUUUGGCGAAGGUGAAUACAAGGCAGCCGAAGACAAAUACAAGGAAGCCACUGGCAAUUUGCCCUUCGGAGGAAGUGUCACUUCUCUCAGUUCUACAUUCCAAUCUCUCGGCUGCGUAUAUCAAACAAGCUCUGUGGGAGGAAGCGGCAGGAGCAGCCACAAAAGCAAUAGAGGCCAACUCAACGAACGAUAAAGCUCUGGAACGGCGAGCCUUUGCAUAUUCAAACGUUUCUGAGAAAUACCAGAAUGCUCUCGAAGACUAUGAGCUACUCAAGGAGAGGUUUCCUCAACGAACCCAGUACUUGAGAAAAAUUGAAGAGCUGCGGCAAAAGAUUAAAGAACGAGACGAAAAACUGAAGACUGAAAUGAUAGAAAAACUGAAAGAAUUGGGAAAUGUCUGCUUGCGACCUUUCGGUCUUUCGACUGAUAGUUUUGAAAUGGUCCCAAAUGGCGAAGGAGGAUAUAGCAUUUCAAUGAAAAACAGCACGACGUGA